CGUUUGGGACACUUUUUAACACAACAAACCCGAUUGUUAUUGUUGUGUCCGUCGAACCCGGUCCGGUCAGCAGCUGGUGUCGCUAGAGAGUCGACAGGUGGCAGCACCGAGCCGCCGACACGAGCAAGACGAAGAAGAACAAAAACAAGAAGAAGAAGAAGAAGAAGAAGAGUUGAACGCGGACCCGUCAACACGCAGCUGCGGUUUGUUUCCGUGAACCCAAACACAGAAUGGAGAACCCGGAGCUGUCCUUCACUCUGGCCUACGUCGUGUUCUCGCUCUGCUUCGUGUUCACCCCCAACGAGUUCCGCUCGGCCGGGCUCACCGUCCAGAACCUGUUCUCCUCCUGGCUGGGCAGCGAGGACGUAGGCUUCAUCCAGUACCACGUCAGGAGGAGCAGCCUGACGGUCCUGAUCCACUCCGCGCUGCCCCUAGGUUACUACUUGGGAAUGUGCAUCGCUGCUCCAGAGAAGAACCUGGGAUACGUCCACCAGGUGAGUGACAGCUGGAGAACCUUUCUCCUGCUCUCCCUCUGCCUCCAGUUGGCCAGCUGGACGCUGGUCAUCUACUGGUCCCGCCGCCGCUGGCACAACCACCCCAUCAGCCAGGUGCUUCAGGCCCACGUCCGGCCUCCUCAGUCCAGCUGGGGCUCCGUGGCCACCAACAUCAACACCGAGUUCAGACGCAUCGAUAAGUUCGCCUCAGGGGCGCCGGGAGCCAGAGUUAUUGUGACCGACAGCUGGGUGCUGAAGGUGACCACCUACCACAUCUACAUGGCCCUACAGAGUGAAUGUCAUGUAACCGUGACAGACUCUAGACAGCACCAGCUGAGUCCAGACUCCGCCUCCCCCACAGAGAUCCUGACCCUGAGAGUGGACAGCAUCAAUCCUGCUGUCAGACCCUUCAACAUCAGGCUGAACUCUACAGAGUACGCUGAGCUCAGGGAGAAGCUCCGAGCUCCCAUCAGAAACUCUCCCAAUGUGGUGAUCCACCAAACCAUCAGCGAGCUGUUCCUGGAGACAUUCAGAGCUCAGGUGGACCUGAAUCAAACGUACACACUCCCCAGUGGACAGGAGGUGGAGCCCUGCAUCGGCUGUAUGCAGGUUCCAGCCCACACCAAGCUGGUCCGACUGUGCCGUGCAGCAGGAGCUGAUCAUGAGUCUGAGUGCCAGCAGUGCUUCUGCAGACCCAUGUGGUGUCUGUCGUGUCUGGGUCGAUGGUUCGCCAGCCGUCAAGACCAGCAGAGACCUGAGACCUGGUUGUCUAGCAGAGUCCCCUGCCCCACCUGCAGAGCCAAGUUCUGUAUCCUGGACAUCUCCUUGGUCCAGUGACAAACUGACGUUGUCCUCUCAGAGUAAUGUGGAGGUGUGUUUGUAUGAAGCCUUCAGCAGCACACCUCUGCAGGUGGAGCUGACAGGACAUCAGACUGAACUGAAUCCUGCACUUGCUUCUUCUGUUCUUUAAUUGGGGGUCAUUAUUUAGAGCAGGGGGGUCAGACUCCUCUCCAUCCUGUUCCACAUCAGCGUUGUUGUUGCCCUCAGAGGGCCGGUUCUAACGUUAAGAUUAUAUAAAUGUAACGGCUCCUUAACAUGCUGUUCCACAAUCGUCUCUGCAUUGAUUCUUUUUUAUUCAAUGUAUAAAUAUUGUGCAUGCGUUUACAUAGAAGUCAAAUCUAUGUGGGCACAUGGCUGUAUUGUUGUAAUAUAUAGUUUAUAUUAAUGAUGAUAUCAGUUUUUGGUCAGCCCUUCCCCUUAUUCUCAUCCAGGUAUUCAUCCACCAUGUAGCUGAUGAGCAGCUGUGUCUGCAUAACCUAGUUAUUACUUUCAGUGAUACAACACUUGGUUUUGUAAAAUAGUUAAAUCUGAAAAUACAUUUAUUUUGUCACCA
Stegastes partitus (bicolor damselfish) is the source of this 1887-nucleotide messenger RNA. RefSeq names its product transmembrane protein 129, E3 ubiquitin protein ligase (gene tmem129). NCBI's taxonomy places the organism in Eukaryota, Metazoa, Chordata, Actinopteri, Pomacentridae. The transcript has 7 exons. Gene Ontology annotation, molecular function: ubiquitin protein ligase activity. The record is from RefSeq and is a predicted model, not a curated record. Gene Ontology annotation, cellular component: endoplasmic reticulum; membrane. The coding region runs from base 231 to 1331 and encodes 366 amino acids. Gene Ontology annotation, biological process: protein ubiquitination.